CCCCCACGAAACGCCAGCCUCCCUUACUGGACUAUGAUGGCCGUCAGGGUGUCCUCGUACCGCCGGCUCUUUGAGGAGCAGCAGCAGUGGAAUGGAGCUGGAGCAGGGGCCGGACAAGUCCUCUCCUCCGCCAGGGGCGGAGCCAACGGCUGCCCGUGGCCCGAGCCGGACUUUGCGGCGGCACGUGCGCUGAACAAAGAGAGCGUGAUCCGCUUCGCCAAGGAGCGCUCCCUCAUCGCAGCCCUCAAUGACCGCCUGGCCGUCCUCGUCGACGUGGCGCGGUGUCUGGAGGAGGAGAAUGAGUCCCUGGAGGUGCAGAUCCUGGAGCUGAAGGAGCGAAUGGGAGUGGAGGGGGAGGAGUCGACCGCCAUCACCACCCGGGGCCCUGCGGACUACAGCCUGGAGGCCGUGGUGGAGAGGCUGCGCCACGAGAAGGAGGAGAUUCUGCGUGACACAGAGGACCUGAAGAAGGAGCUGGCAUGUCUGCAGGCUGAGUAUGACCAGGCGGUGGAGCGGCGCUCUCUCAUCCAGCUGGAGAAGGAGGAUGUUGCCGUGGAUGUUGAUGACAUCACAGCCGACUGCCUGGCACUGAGGGAGCAAGUUGCCAUCUACGAGGAGCAGCUGGCCAAUAUGGAGCAGCAGCACGAGGAGAGGCUGGAGAUUCUGACUGAGCCAGCAAAAGGAGCGCCUGGUGAAGAUGCCGUCGUCUCCUUGGAAUUCCCAGACCUCGACAUCACUCCUGCUAUCAUGGAUAUCAAGGAGUACUACAGUCAGCUGGCAGAGAGCCUGCAGUUUGAGUGCGGCCCGAGAGCGGCCAUCACUGCGGGAGGAGAAGGAGGAAAUGGAAACGGGGCCACCGGGGCCAAAGCAGCAGGGGCUAGAGUGAAAGACGUCUCCAAGGUGACGGACGUGGAUGCCCUCAAGGCACUGAUUGCUGAGCUGCAGAAUGAGCUUGCCGAACUGGAGAGGCAGAACGAGGAGCUGGAGGCCGAGAUCGAGGCCAGGAAAGAGGCUUACCUGCAGGAGAUCGAAGACAUGGAGAACUGCGUGGCCGACCUGAAGGACUCUCAGGCUGACCUUGAGGCCCAGAUGAGGGAGCACUGCAGUGACUACGAGGAGCUCCUGAGCCAGAAGAUGGCCCUGGACAUUGAGAUUGCUGCCUACAGGGGCCUGGUGGAGGAGGAAGAGGAGCGCUUGUUCUGCCUGUAAAGGGACGCCGGAGCGAGGGAUGAGCGAGGUCCUGAUGGAGGAGAGGGGACCGAGGGGAGGAAGUGACAGAAGGAGGGAAGAAAACAUACACACACACAC
Molecule: messenger RNA, 1308 nt
Organism: Alosa sapidissima (American shad)
Lineage: Eukaryota; Metazoa; Chordata; Actinopteri; Clupeiformes; Clupeidae
Gene: vimr2
Product: vimentin-related 2
Exons: 10
Coding region: 34-1209 (391 amino acids)
Biological process (GO): skeletal muscle organ development
Cellular component (GO): Z disc; sarcolemma; cell-cell junction
Source: RefSeq, a predicted model, not a curated record